AUGGGUAAUUAAACUUCUUAUGUAAAUGAACAAGUGAUUUCAAUGGAUGGCAAAUUAGAAGAUAAUUUAGAAUGUAUUGGAUCAAAGUAACACAAAUAUUUAGGAUUAAUAUAAUUAUGGAGAAGAGAUUCAAAAAGUAAACCGUCAAUCUUUUCAAAAGUAUAUAUAUAUAUAUUUAUAUUAAUAAGUUAUCUCAUAGUGGUUAAAGACAUGAUGUAAAUAUAAAUGAACAUAAUGAUAGAAAAAAAGCAAAUCAUCCAAAUAUUUUGUAAUAUUAUGGAUGUUAAUCAAAUUAUUUAACAUUUAAAGGAAAUAUAUAAUAAACGAAAUUCUUUUUUGAAUAUAUUCCAAAUACUUUAGAAAAUGUUAUAAAUUUUCAUAAAAAGAAUUGUAGUUAUUUAGAAGAAUGUGAAAUUUGGAAAGUAAUUAAUAUUAUGAAAUCAUAUAGAUAAUUUUACAAAUAGUUUCUGCUUGUUCAUUUUUAUAAAAAUUAGAUUUAUUUCAUGGAGAUUUGAAUCCAUAAACAAUCUUUAUUGAUAAUGCUAAAUAAGUUAAAAUAUUGGUACUUGAAAUAAAUAACAAAAUAGUAUCAUAAUGCAUAUCCAGAAAUAAUUACAUCUUAUUCUAAAUUAUUAGCAUAUUCUGAUGCUAGUGUUUACAUAUCACCAUAAUAAUUAGAUGCCUUAGUGAACUAAUCAGUAACACCUUAAGAUGAUCCAUUAAAAACAGAUUCAUUUUAAUUUGGACUCACUUUAUUGGAAUUAAUGACUAUGACAUCAAGUAUUCUAUAAUUAUUUAUAAUGAGUUUUGGAAGAUUGUAUAGAUUAUCAAAGAAAAACCAUAUAUUAUAAAUCUAUUAUGGAUCUAUUAUCAUCAGCAAGAAAGAGAUACUCUUAAUAAUUGAUUAAUUUAGUAUAAAGAUUGAUAACAUUUGAUGAAUAAUUAAGACCAACACUUUCUGAUAUCCUUUUUGAUACUAAUUUCUAAUAAUAAGGUAGUACUUUUCUACCUUAAUCUAAAAUAAGAAGAUAUACAUCACCUCCUAGAUAACCUGAAAGAACUAAUUCACCUCAACCUGACAUGGGAUUUAGUAGUAAAUCUCCUGCUUUAAGAGACUUUUCAAUUCAAUCAUAUUUUAGAACUCCUUUAUAAAGAAGUGUUUCUCCAGUAUUAGAUAGAUCUGGAAAAUAUUUAAGUCCUGCUUAAAGUAGAAAUACAACAGCAUUAAGUGCUUUUUAUAAAACUCCAAACAAGUAAACAAUAUUGAUGUAAAGUCAAACUCCAAUCAAUAAUGACAGAGGAAGAAAGCUUAAUACUGUUACUGAAAAUUCCAGAAAUGUUUUAAUUAUAAGUAGAAGCCCAGUAUAAAAUUAAUCUAGAAAAACAUCAUUUUAAAUCUCUUCAAAUCACCAACCUGCUUUAAAACUUGUUACUCCAUAAUAACAUACUGGCUUUUUACCUCCAUAUCAAUAAGCAUUUUAUCAAGAUAAAGUUAAUUAGAAAUAGGUCAAUCCUUAAUAAAAAUUUUCUUAAACCCUCUAACAUUUUGUUUAACCUUAUAUCAAUAACUAAGAGAACUUUGGUAAUACUUUACCAAAAUCUGAAUCUGCAUACUAUUCAAAACCAUAAGAUGCUUCAUUUUAAUAAUAACAUUCUAUACAACAAUAAUAAUAAUAGUAAUAGACUAUCCAUUAAAAUCACUAGCCACAAUCUGCUAAUCCAUUUGGUAAAACACCAUAAAAAGUGCCAUAAAAGGGUAUAAAUUUACUAUCCCCACUUUCAAGUAAUAAUAAAUGA
Molecule: messenger RNA, 1797 nt
Organism: Paramecium pentaurelia
Lineage: Eukaryota; Ciliophora; Oligohymenophorea; Peniculida; Parameciidae
Source: the annotation of a GenBank genome assembly